AAGUGAUAGCAAGCAAUUGUCGGUUAAAAAUGGCUUUAGUUUGUGUGGAAGAUUUCGAAAAGAAAGCCCACACAGUUAUUGAGAAAUUCGCUCUAGAUUAUUAUCGCAGUGGCGCUGGAGAACAAUUCACUUUAAAUUUGAACCGUGAAGCAUUCAAAAAAUGGCGUAUACGUCCUCGAUUUUUACGUGAUGUUUCUAAAAUGAAUAUGGGCUGCAAAAUUUUGGGCGAAAAUCUGAAAUGGCCUUUAGGCAUAGCACCAACUGCAAUGCAAAAAUUGGCACAUCCCGAGGGUGAAUGUGGAAAUGCUCGUGCAGCAGGUAGUGCUGGAUCUGUAUUUAUAUUAAGUACUCUGUCUACGACUUCUAUUGAAGAAGUAGCUACUGCCGCACCAAAUACCUGCAAGUGGUUCCAGUUAUAUGUAUAUAAAGAUAGGUCUCUAACUGAGCAAUUAGUACGACGUGCUGAAAAGGCGGGCUUUAAAGCAUUAGUUUUAACAAUUGAUGCACCUAUUUUCGGACAACGUCGCUCCGAUGUACGAAAUAAAUUUAGUUUACCCUCCCAUUUGUGUUUGGGUAACUUUGAAGGCAUACAAUCUGAAGGGGUUCGCAGCGAGAUGUAUACUGGUAAAUCUGGCAUAAAUGAAUAUGUGUCUAGUCAAUUUGAUGCUACUUUAACAUGGAAAGAUGUAGAAUGGCUGAUCAAAAGCACAUAUUUACCUGUUAUAGUUAAAGGUGUCUUAACACGGGAGGAUGCUGUGUUGGCACGAGAAUUUGGUUGUGCUGGUAUUAUUGUCUCAAACCAUGGAGCAAGACAGUUAGAUUGCGUGCCGGCUUCCAUUGAAGCUUUACCAGAAGUUGUAAAAGCUGUAGGUCAUGAUAUGUUAGUAAUGCUGGAUGGUGGCAUUAUGCAAGGUAACGAUAUUUUUACUGCUUUAGCAUUGGGUGCUAAGAUGGUAUUUGUGGGACGUCCUGCCUUAUGGGGUUUGGCAUGUGGUGGACAGAAGGGCGUCGAAGAUAUGCUAUCAGUUUUAAAGAAUGAUUUUGAAAUAACGCUUGCCCUCACAGGAUGCCAAACUUUAAAUGACAUAAACAAGGAUAUGAUCGUACACGAGUCUUAUUAUGCUAAAUUAUAGUUAUUUUGUGAACAUUUUUUAAAAAAACUAAUGAUUUAUACAGACAUAA
Teleopsis dalmanni is the source of this 1182-nucleotide messenger RNA. RefSeq names its product peroxisomal (S)-2-hydroxy-acid oxidase GLO5 (gene Hao). The transcript is spliced from 3 exons. Bases 30 to 1133 code for a protein of 367 amino acids. Gene Ontology annotation, molecular function: oxidoreductase activity; FMN binding. Lineage: Eukaryota; Metazoa; Arthropoda; Insecta; Diptera; Diopsidae. The record is from RefSeq and is a predicted model, not a curated record.